Molecule: messenger RNA, 1908 nt
Organism: Rodentolepis nana
Lineage: Eukaryota; Metazoa; Platyhelminthes; Cestoda; Cyclophyllidea; Hymenolepididae
Source: the annotation of a GenBank genome assembly
AUGCUUUUGCCGGGAGUCGAACCCGAGCCGACUGCUUGGCUGGAAGCCAUGCCAACCGUCACAUCACGCAAGCAUCUCCAAGCCAUAGGUAUUAUUACAAAGCUACCUUAUGAACUCAUUCAGCAUCAGCAGACAAUAAGUUAUGAACAUCUUUCAACAGGACAUCACUUCCAAUCAAUUGUGGAGGGAACUGAAGCCUCAGAAUUGUACUUUUUCAGCAACGGAACCAAAUUCAGAAAAUAUGAACUAACUUGGAAUUCAAACUCCAAAGAUCAUGAAGUGGAAGGCUGGUUUGAUACGUGGUAUUCUAGUUUGGAAUUCCCGAUGGAACUUGCCAUGGCUUAUCCAAAAUUUAAACGAUGCAAGGCUACAGGAAAUUUCAUUGCUUUAGACUCGGGAAAAAUUGUCCUUUUUCGAGAUUUCGAGCAUAACUUGCCGACCGUUUUUGAUACUUACAUGCACAUUUUCAGCAACUGGACUAAUUUUAAGUUUGUAACAGAAGCUGUGAGUCCUGAUAUCCCGCCUAAAAUCGGAACUCAAUCCACACAAAUAGCUUGUCUAAUUCACAACAGCUCGAUCAUUUACCGAUUAGUUCGAAGCCUUAGACAAGUUUUAACGUACAAUUGUCUUAACUGCAUGCCAUAUGUCAAACUAACCGAGAAUACAUUAGUGGGACAAUUCGGAGCAAUGGCCAGUACCUCCUUGUACGAUCGUGUUGACGCGCUAUCGGCAUAUGUCUCUGUGAAUGAGGACUUUAGUCUUCUGAAUUUAUCUGCUCCUAGUAGAGAGAUAGAACAAAUUAAUUUCAGGACAAGGAAAUACACGUGCGGCAACAGCAUCUCCUACAUGCAAUGUAUCCUGGAUGUUUCGAAGAACAGAAGGGGAAUAGUUGUGCAAAGAUGUAAUGGUGGCGUUGAGCUGUGGGAUGAUCGUCAACCAAAAUGUCCGUCGGUGAUAUAUAUACCUGAUGUACCUUGCUAUGAUAUCUCUCUUGUACCACAUCCACCGGUUGUGGAAUGGCCAAUGCAGUCUAUGAUAGCACUAAGUCCAGCCCGCUGCAGAUCUAUCUUACUAUGUCGUUUGGAAACGGGUGAGCCAAUUAACGUCUUGGAAUAUCCGGGCGGUUUCAAUAACGAGAGUUAUCAAAAAAUAAUAUUCCGAUCAGAAUGGAAUUUUGACCGCUGUUCACCUUGCCCGCCAGGACCACUUUUCUGGUUUCGACCCUCAUUUUCCCGGCUCACAGUACCAAUCCUACCUGUAAGAUUUUACGCCGAUUUCACAAUUACUUAUACACCCCGAGAUGAUCCUGACAUGCCUAUUCCACCCUGGUUCGACGGUAUUCCUCCUGACCUUCCAUAUAGCAUUGGAAGGGGAUAUGCGGUCUACGCGUCUGACCUUGAUAUGAUGGUAGAAAAUUACACUGACUAUUGUGUACCCAUCUUCCUUCCAAAUGCCGACUUUCCUUGUGUUAUGCUGAAUUACAAUCACACAGCUUACCUCAUUUCUCCUACUCUUAAUGGUUAUGGUCCAUGCUGUGUCUAUCGUCCUAACUGGUCACCACCCCAUAGAGAUUUUAUGCGAAAUUUUGAGGAAUAUUAUCAUGGAUCCACGAAUGUUCUUGGAGAGAAAAGAAAGGUCCUGAAUCAGACAAUAGAUUGGUGGGAUAUACCGCUACUUGAAAGCGGUAAACCUGGAGAUCAUCCCUUGUUUGGUGGUUUUGGAUUUGCUAGAAAACCAUUGCCAAGUACUUAUCGACCGUACGUUUCAUUCUGGUAUGAAGGUGAUGUUGGCUGGGCUCAGCAAAUAUUUGAAAAUUUUACGGACACAGGACCUGGAAUUCAUCUACUUGACAACUUUCAACUGCCAAAUAUCUGCAAAACCAACUUAGCCUGUAAUUUCAAACCCUAA